This is a messenger RNA of Paramuricea clavata, 318 nucleotides long. Lineage: Eukaryota; Metazoa; Cnidaria; Anthozoa; Malacalcyonacea; Plexauridae. The record is from the annotation of a GenBank genome assembly.
AUGGAAGACAAACCUGAGCAAACUCAAGUAUCAGUAACAAGUGAAAAGAAGAAAGACCCAAAAAGAGUAGCCGCAGGAAAACGAUUAGCUGCAAUCAGCAAAAUAGCAAAGGAGAGGAAAAAGAAACUUGAAGAACCUAGGGAGUCAUCUAGUAAUACCAUUAUCACAUAUGUAGGAGUGGCUAUCGCAUUGAUAUCUCUUAUUCUAGCAUAUAAUCAGCAUCAGAGGGAAACAAAGGAACCAGAGUCUAAGUACAUCCCUGAAACUGUAGAAGUAACUAGGAAGGCUGACGCGUCUAAGUUAGAUUCACUUGAAUGA